Sardina pilchardus (European sardine) is the source of this 1481-nucleotide messenger RNA. It is a transcript of the gene got1l1, whose product is annotated as glutamic-oxaloacetic transaminase 1 like 1. The transcript has 9 exons. Gene Ontology annotation, cellular component: cytosol. Gene Ontology annotation, molecular function: L-aspartate:2-oxoglutarate transaminase activity; pyridoxal phosphate binding. The record is from RefSeq and is a predicted model, not a curated record. Bases 123 to 1358 code for a protein of 411 amino acids. NCBI's taxonomy places the organism in Eukaryota, Metazoa, Chordata, Actinopteri, Clupeiformes, Clupeidae. Gene Ontology annotation, biological process: L-aspartate biosynthetic process.
UGCACGAUUAGACGGGGGAAAACACGUCAACAGGCAUGAUCAAGCAUAAUGCAACCAGGGCCGCGGUGGUGAAAGCGACAGAGCAGCGUAUUUGACCGAUAAAAUUAAUCAAGUCAACAUCAAUGUCUGCCAUAUCCGUAUUUACGAACACCCCCACAGCUCCACCAAAACAGGAGACUAAGAUCUUGGCUGAUUUCAGGAGAGACACUCAGCCAGAGAAGGUGAAUCUUGCAGGACGUGAGUAUCUUAAUGAAGAUGGCCAGACCACAGUGCCUCCCCUCAUAUGGAAAAUAAAGCAACAAAUUGGAUCAGACCCAACUCUCACCCCUGGGUAUCCCCCGCCUCUUGGUCUCUCCGAACUGACCAAGAGAGUGAUGGAGCUCACACUGGGAAAAGACAGUCCUGCCAUCGUGGAAAACAGGGUGCUGGGGGAGCAGGCGGUGGGCUGCACGGGAGCGGUGAGGCUGGGCGCAGAGCUGCUGAGGCGCUGGUGCAACAACAGCGCAUCCUGGAGUGGACCCAUCCUGCUGCCCUCGCCCUGUGAUGACUCACUAGCCGAGACCUUUGAGGCAGCUGGGUUUGGGAACGUGAGCUACUAUCGCUACUGGGACGCGAAAACUUUGGGAGUGUGUGCGGAGAACGUGUUGAAGGAUCUGGAGGAGGCCCCUGAACAGAGUGUGGUUGUCUUGUCCAUCUCCGGCCACUACCCCACAGGUGCUGACCUGUCUGUAGAUGACUGGAAGCUCGUGGCUGACAUCAUAAUGCAGCGGAGAUUAUUCCCUUUCUUCCUGGUUUCAGAACAAGGCUUUUCUAAGAGCUUUGAGAAGGAUGCUUGGCCUGUUCGUCAUUGUGUAUCUUUGGGUCUGGAGGUUAUGUGUGCACAGUCCUUCUGCCUCACAUUUGGUUUGUAUGGGGAACAGGUUGGACACCUCCUGUGCGUACUGAAGCACAACAACUUCCUGCUGGCCGUCCAGUCGCAGUUGGAGAAGUUAGCCGGAACUCUAUGGUCCUCUCCACCAACAGGUGGUGCCCGUGUGGUGACCACCAUCCUCAGUAACCCUGCACACCUUAUCGAAUGGCAGGAGGGUGUGAGGGGUCAGGUGGAGAGGUGCAUGCUGGUCAGGGAGCAGCUCAGGGAGAAACUGAGGCUGCUGGGAUGUCCAGGGCAGUGGGACCACCUGACCAAACAAACCGGACUCUACUGCUGCACUGGCCUGAGUGGUCAACAAGUGGAGUUCCUGGCCAAAAAGAGACAUGUCUACCUUUUGGCCACUGGGUGUCUGAAUAUAAGUGCAAUCAACAGCCGCAAUGUUGAUUAUGUGGCAGAAUCCAUCCAUUUGGCUGUAACCACUCUUUGAUUGGUAAAAAAUAGAUGACAAUGUUCUUUUCAUAUUCUUAAUGACGUACCUUUGCCCAUCCCGACAGUAUGCAACUAAGCCAUGUAUUGUGCAGAAUAGUGACUAACACAGAUGGAUAUUGCA